This is a messenger RNA of Lasiosphaeria miniovina, 390 nucleotides long. Its product is annotated as Mss4-like protein. Gene Ontology annotation, molecular function: carbon-sulfur lyase activity. The transcript is spliced from 4 exons. The record is from RefSeq and is a predicted model, not a curated record. Bases 1 to 390 code for a protein of 129 amino acids. Lineage: Eukaryota; Fungi; Ascomycota; Sordariomycetes; Sordariales; Lasiosphaeriaceae.
AUGGCCCUCCACCUGCAAGGCCGGUGCGUGUGCAAGCACAUCCAGUACUCGCUCGACCUCGAAUCUCCAGACCAGGCCCGCACCACGCUCUGCCACUGCAAGAGCUGCCACCACGCUUUUAGGGCCAACCAUGGGCUCACGGCCAAGGUGCCCCAGUAUAAUGGCGUGACUCGCGAGUUUUGCGACAACUGCGGUGAUUAUAUUUGCGAAUACGGUGAAGAAGCUGCCGACAAGUUCCGCUACGUUGUGUGGGGGACUCUUGAUGACCCGGACGAGAUCCCGCCCAAGGGCGAGUUUUUCUGCAGGUACAGAGACGAGUGGAUGCCAGAGAUUCCAGAUGAGUAUCUCGACACUAACUAUGUGUUUCAUAAGCAAGAGAUCAAGGAGUGA